CCGUUGUCCCGGACGGCCACUAGAGGGCAGCAGCGCAGUCGACGAGCCUACGCGCUGCAGCCGCAGCAGAAGAAGAAGCGCUGGUUCCUGUUUGUGUUGCGAAAUGUGAAAGUGAAGUUUGUCAGGAGGAGCCCCGCUCGCAGGAACGCACCAGAGGGUAGCGGGGAUGUAAACUCCGGCCCCUCUGCUGUGUCCUCAAGGAAAUGGACGAAAUAAGACCUUUGUUGGGCAACCAGCCACUGGAGGGCCCAGACCCUCUGCCACUAAACCUGAGGCCCAGGCACCAGGAACUGAUUCCGACACCAUGUGGACCUAUAAAAUCCUGGUCAGAGCUUUCGCGUCUGCUGAAGCUCUAUUUCUGCUUAGCCAUAGCGUCUCUGCUGGUUUUGCUGGGCCUCACCCUGACCAGCAUUUACAAGCAGCGCAUGGGCACAGGGGUGACUGAUGAGGACAACUUCACCGUAUCGCUGAUCCAGAUGGUGGGAAUACUGUUCUGUGUGUACUACAUAAUUCGGGGUGUGCUGCAGGAGAACAGACAGGAGCUGGUGGCCUUCGUGCUCAGUGUGCUAGUUCUCAUGAUUCGAUCGGUUGUCAACUUCUCUGUGCUGGGAACGGAGGGCAAGCAGAAGCUGCUGGCUCGAUUCGUGUGCAUCAUGUGUUUGGGUGUGUUGCACAUCUGCUGCACCUUCCUGCUCAUGCAGAGGCCAAACAUGAUGGCGUUCCGCGUCGGGGGGGCCCUGCAGAGUCUCCAAGGGCAGUACUUCUUGCUUAACCUGUGCUUCUCCAUGGUGACCUUUGACCUGCAGGCUCAGCUGAGUCUCUGUAUCCUAAUCACAACCUCGGACUCGGCCAUGUCGGAUCUGAACCGGAUCAUCCUGGGUGUUGGUGUGUUCUGGGCCUGCCUGACUGCCGCUGUAGGCACCGUUGCAGUUCUGAAAGAGGCCAAGGUGUUGGUUUGGAUCUUCAUGGUGCAGAACCUUCCUCAAGUAGCCUUCUUUGUUUAUGUGGUGUAUAUGACGGCAGAGAAAUGGUCUCAAGACAAUAUAUACACCCAGGAGGCAGCGGCCGUCACCGGAGCCGUGAUUUCUCUUUUAAUUAAAGUGGUUCUGUUCUGGGGCCUGAUCAAACUGGUGCAGAGCUUCGGCCAAGGCCUGAGGGAGAGAAUGCUUGAACCCAGCAAGUGAUAAAACCACCAGCGGUAAAAGACCAAGGACAAAACAGCUGCACACCAAGACGCUUUCUCUCUCUGCUGUUGAACUCAGAGCUUCGAUUCAUUCCUGUCAUACCACUGAAAGAACCAGCCAGCUUGGUUUUUAACAUAUGCUGCUCUUGGAGAUUUGAUUUGAACUACUUUGUUUUGUCUGUAUCUACAGGACAGAAAAGCCAAGUCCCCUGAAAAUGCAUUCGCAGAUUUUCGUAUGAAUUCGAAUGACAUGCCUUAGUAGCUUCAUGUUUAAUUGUCUUUUUCCACUGGCUCUGUGUUGGUAGCAAACAUUUCAGUUAGUGGCAACGUCCUGCACUGUAACAGCAUAAGACAUACACUAACAUCAGUCUAAGCUCAUCUGUGGAGUAUAGAUGAUGCAACACUCCAAUGUUUUUUAGUAAAAGUUUUUAAAAGUGUUUUAUCAAACUUCAAGUGUUUUUCAUGCAAAGUUCCUAAUAAAAGGUUCAAAUGAAA
Betta splendens (Siamese fighting fish) is the source of this 1678-nucleotide messenger RNA. RefSeq lists its product as uncharacterized. The transcript has 9 exons. The record is from RefSeq and is a predicted model, not a curated record. The coding region runs from base 204 to 1184 and encodes 326 amino acids. NCBI's taxonomy places the organism in Eukaryota, Metazoa, Chordata, Actinopteri, Anabantiformes, Osphronemidae.